Microthlaspi erraticum is the source of this 309-nucleotide messenger RNA. Lineage: Eukaryota; Viridiplantae; Streptophyta; Magnoliopsida; Brassicales; Brassicaceae. The record is from the annotation of a GenBank genome assembly.
AUGUACAGCGAUGUUGAUAUGGUCUGGUUGCAAGAUCCCUUUACGUAUUUAGAGGGCAGCCAUGACGUGUACUUCACGGAUGACAGAACCGAAAUUAAGCCUUUGAACCACUCUCAUCAUGAUUUACCAAAUGGAUGGCUUAAAAUAUGUAGCUGCACAAUUUUCUUGCGUCCCACAGAUGGCUCAAAGCUUCUCAUGAAGAAAUGGAUUGACGAACUUCAUGUUGGGUCUAGUCGUGUGAUGUACAACGAUGUUGAUAUGCAUGGUGUGGAUGCAAGAUCCGUUUCAGUAUUUAGAGGACAGCCAUGA